Molecule: messenger RNA, 1995 nt
Organism: Coprinopsis cinerea okayama7#130
Lineage: Eukaryota; Fungi; Basidiomycota; Agaricomycetes; Agaricales; Psathyrellaceae
Exons: 7
Coding region: 1-1995 (664 amino acids)
Source: RefSeq, a predicted model, not a curated record
AUGCCCGUUCAGACUAGAGGAAUGAAAUCGGCUAAUCAGGCAAAUGAUGCGGCACCUACCAACACAGGUCCCGGGACGGCUGGCAACGCCAAUACCGCAGCUUCCACCGGUAGCAGAGCUCCAUCCAAGGAGGGUGAUAAACGCUCGUCUGGCAAGGGCCCUGGCAAGCCCUCGCGCGUGGCAGCUUCCGAGACGGAUGGCACUGGCAGUACCAAAUCUGCUGCUGCUGAUUCCACCUCCGAGUCGACCGAUAACUCUGCUGACUCACUCGAUGGUUUAUUGGACGGGUUUAGAUCACUAAAUGUUGAAGGUGGAGAUGAAGACACGUCUGGCAACACCAAUACCGCAGCUCUUACCGGUAGCAGAGCUCCAUCCAACGAGGGUGCUAAGCGCUCGUCUGGCAAGGGCCCUGGCAAGCCCUCGCGCGUGGCAGGUUCCGAGACGGAUGGCACUGGCAGUGCCAAAUCUACCGCUGUUGAUUCCACCGCCAAGUCGACCGAUAAUCCCGCUGAACUUGGUGGCUUAUUGGAUCAGUUUCGAUCCCUUACCGUUAGAGGUGGAGAUGACGGCAAAUCCAAUGUCGAACGGGGAGAUGAAGAUGAAUUAAGUGUCGAGUGGUUGCAGAUCGAGCCAUCUCCUGAUGAUAUACAGAAGGUGGAAGGGCCUGCAGCCGACCUUUACACCAAUUUUCUGACGCUUACAGGCUUGGGGAACCCAGGAGCGGCUGGUCACACCACUAAUGCGUCGCGGAUGUUCUCGUUGUGGAAAGAUGGUAUCCGUAAAACGGCAAAGGAAAUAGCCACCCAUAUGCUUUCCUUCGCUGAGACAGCGAAGAGGAAAUCCACGAAUACUGCAAUUCGGUUUCUUUCGUUCUCGAACGCUCGCCCUGCUGAUUUGAAAGAACUGGGAGUGUUGGAAGUGACGAUGUGUCAGCUUGAUGAGCGCCUCAUGAGAAAAAUCAAGUUUGAGCUGACAGAGCGAUUGUCACGAAAAGAACAGUUAAAGUUUGCGUACGAGAAAAUCGUGAGCAACACCGACAAGGAAUUCACAUUAACCGACAAGAACCGGCAGCUUGAAGUAAUUUUAACCAGAGUCUGGGAAGACUGUGGAACCAAAGCCAUCCUCGCUACGUUCAACGACUAUGUAGGAACCACGAAUGAAGCACGCGCAAGGAUAGUCAUUGACCAUAUUCUUGUGCUUACCAUAAAUGUUAUCAAGAUGACAUUGGUCUAUGAAUCCGCCCCAAUAAUGUUUCCCGAGUUUGAGAUCGCUCGCAAAGGCACACAGGGGCCGACGGCACCAGUUGUGAUCGAGUACCAGGACAACACCUUUGCCUGUUCGGGAAGGAUGGACUAUGUUUUGGUCAAUGCUUCACCAGAUGAAAGACCACUUAUAAUCCGAGAAAACACGAUGUACGAUGUCAGAGUAGAGCUGCGAGCAGCCAGGGAGAGAAAGGCCAAGGCGGGCGUUGUCGAAGGAAAGGGAAAGGGCAGAAAAAAGACUGGAGGAAAGGAUACAGAAGCUAAAGUCACUCGGCAAACCCCCAGAAUUUGCAUCAUAGAAGCAAAGCGGUAUGAAGGUGAAACGGCCCUGAUGUCACAUCUGCCUCAGGUUAUUGUCCAGUCUAUUGCAAGCAUGGCAACAUUCAACCGUUCCAUCGAAACUACGCCGUGGGUGCUGACGAAUGGGAUAUACUGGAUUUUUGGAGGAACCUUCUUCAUAUCGGCAACUAAAACCUAUGAAGUACGUCACCUGCCUAUCCAGAGCAUUCUACAGACCACAUCUGGGAGCAACCAACAAGCUUCUGGGAUCUCUCAAUCCAAGCUUCGCGAGGUUGUCACACAACUUAUGACCUGGAAUACCAAUGUCGGCUCUUGCUUGUUCCACUGGCUCCCGCUCUUCUCCGAUGUCCGCAAGUCUCCGUCCCUUUUACGCCUCUUCACGCUCCUCGAUGACCUCUCGUCCUCACAUAUCCUCAUCCGUUUCACUGUUUGA